Molecule: messenger RNA, 945 nt
Organism: Pocillopora verrucosa
Lineage: Eukaryota; Metazoa; Cnidaria; Anthozoa; Scleractinia; Pocilloporidae
Product: C-reactive protein 1.4-like
Source: RefSeq, a predicted model, not a curated record
GACUGGUUGAACUGCAUCAUAAAAUGUCACAACGAUCCGAUUUGUGUUUCCUACAAUUUCGAUCGUUCCUCGGACGAUCUUGGAGUCUGUGAAAUGCUGAGUUGUGGAAUAGAGAGUUUAUGCGACCAAAAAAGCUCUCUGAUGUACUUGAAAGGAGCGAUCUUUCAGCAGUUAACCUCGAAAAAGGAUACUAAUAUCUGUGAUCCGUCAUCAAGCACAGACAGUGAGGAUGGAAACAGGAAUUUCAGUUUUUCUUUUCCAUCUGUUGGUACAACUGAUAACUACGUUCAGAAGCAGGGCCCGAUGGUCCAUUUGUCACAGAUAAGUUUCUGCUUCUGGCUUAACGCGACAAGAGAUCGUCUGACCAUCUUUAGUUACCUGAGUUCCAAAGGAAUCAUAGAGUUAAUGUUGCAAGUCGUCGACAGGAAAAGUUUGUCGCUUACUGUGGGAGGAAAUUCAAGGAAAAUUAUGGCGACAGUAAACGAUGGGAAAUGGCAUCACACCUGCACCAUAUGGGACAACUCUGAUGGGGCGUGGUCGUUUUUCAAGGAUGGUGUUGCGGUAUCAAAUAGAAGCCGUUUUAAAGUCGGUUAUGUUAUUCCCCCUGGAGGAACAUUCGUGCUUGGUCAAGAACAAAAAUCUGACAAAACUUUCAAAAACGUGCCAUUUAUUGGCGAACUGGCUAAUUUUAACAUUUGGAGCCGCACUUUGCCUGCCAUAAAAGUCUUAAAGAUUUCCAAGUGGUGCUUUAGAGGACGGGGAGACGUGUUUUCGUGGCCUGAUUUUCAAUCUGUUCAGAUAAACGGCAACGUGAAAAUUUCAAAGCCUUCUUCUUGUGCGAAGUGAGCUUCAUGCAGUCUAUGCCUGGAUUGUAUUUUGUAGUUAUGCCAUAGAUAGCUUUGGCGAGGAAGACACUAAAAAGUAAUUGUGACAAAAAGAGCGAUC